Messenger RNA from Struthio camelus australis, 4676 nucleotides. The record is from RefSeq and is a predicted model, not a curated record. Lineage: Eukaryota; Metazoa; Chordata; Aves; Struthioniformes; Struthionidae.
GCUCGCAGCGGGGACGGAGGCAAAUUCGGCUGCCCGUGCCGCCUUCCUGGAAUUGCCGGGGACGUGCAGGAGGUGGGAAACGUUUCGAGAGGAGAGGUCUAUUCUCCCCGGCGGGAUCAUGACUUGGGGGUUUCGGUACAGCCUCUUUCUGCUCCUGUGCCUCGCGGCAUGCCAGGAGGCGCGGGCUGCCCAGCGGCUCCGGGCCGCCAUCCGCCAGAUGCAGCAGCUGCUGAAGGGGCAGGAGACGCGCUUCGCCGAGGGCAUCCGCAUGAUGAAGAGCCGGCUGACCACGCUGCAGAACGCCGUGACCAAAGCUGCCCUGGACCCAGCUGCUGUGUCCUGCCCUGCCCUACAAGCUCCCGUGGAUGGACAGAAGUUUGGUACGAAGUAUUUGGUGGAUCAUGAAAUCCACUUCACCUGCAACCCGGGCUUUGAGCUCCUGGGUUCCAGCACACGGAUGUGCCAGGCAAACGGCAGCUGGACUGGAGAGGAACCUCAAUGCAAAGGUAUCAGCAAGUGCUCUAGUCACCCAUGCCAGAAUGGCGGGACAUGUGUGGAAGGGCUGGACCACUACGAGUGCCUCUGCCCACAGGAGUGGACUGGAGCGAACUGCCAGUACCAAACGCAGACGGCGCCCCCGACCCAGAGCGUCACCAACGACCCCGCCUUCAGCCGCAAGCCCCGGUGCGCCAAGACCGACCGGACCCAGCACUGCAGCUGCGAGGCGGGUUUCCACAUGAGCGGCACGGUGGACAACGGCAUGUGCCAGGACAUCGACGAGUGCGAGGUCUACAAGCUGGAGGGGGCCCCUCGCCUCUGCAUGCACGCCUGCAUCAACGUCCCCGGCUCCUAUCGCUGCGCCUGCCCUCGCGGCUACAACCUCCUCGGCGAUGGGAAAAGCUGCGAAGACAUCGAUGAAUGCGCUCUGUCCCAGCAUAACUGCACAGGGGGGACCACGUGCAUCAACACGGGAGGGGGCUUUCAGUGCGUCAGCUCCGAGUGCCCCCAGUCCAGGGGCAACGUCAGCUACGUGAAAACAUCGCCCUUCCAGUGUGAACGCAACCCCUGCCCAAUGGACAGCAGAGCCUGCCACCACGCACCCAAAACCAUCUCUUUCCACUACCUCCCCCUGCCGUCCAACCUGAUAACUCCCACCCCUCUCUUCCGCAUGGCGACUGCCUCUGCCCCCGGCCGGCCGGGGCCAGACAGCCUGCGCUUUGGGAUCGUGGGAGGCAACAACAGAGGGCACUUCGUGAUGCAGCGGUCAGACAGGCAGACCGGCGAGCUGAUCCUCGUGCAAAGCCUGAAGGGCCCCCAGACAAUAGAAGUGGACGUGGACAUGUCUGAGUACCUGGACCGUGCUUUCCAGGCAAAGCACGUGUCCAAAAUCACAGUCUUUGUGUCUGCCUAUGAGUUCUAGACCAGGCAGCGGGUGCCAGCCUGAAAGCCAGUGGCUCCCGGCUGGCUCUGCCCAUCCACCAUCCCCUCCCAGCACUCGUGACAAUGAAAUGGACUGCUUUCAUCACCCGAUAACCACCUGUGCCCUGGGACAGCACCUGCAAACAGUGAGAGGCUACAGCACUGUAACCACACAGAGAAGAAUAACCUUCAAAGCCCAGACCAAAGAGAUGAGGGUUCCCAAGGCGAUUCUGCCGUUUGGACAAUCUCAUAAGCCUAUCCUUUCUCCUAAUGAUGUUCUCUUUUCAGCAUCUUCUGCAGCUCUCACAGCCAAAAGGGCUAACCCUGGAAGCAGAUGUGUAACAGGGAAGCUCCAGAUGGUAGCACAUGCAGAAGCCUGUCUGCAGUUAACCGUCUUCUCCUCUGGGUUAAGGUUGUUUUGUCUGAGUCUCCAGGCUGGUUUUACGCCCACAUACAUGAAAAACAGCGAAUGAAGUGCAAAAAAAAAUCAUGUGCUCUCCAACAGCAAGCAGCUGUUCCACUGCGGGAACCUGGCGAACCCUGGGGUGGGAAUAGCAAUGGGCUAUCCGCUUACUGGGACACAAGAGAAAUAUGUACUCACCAGAGGAAGUGUACCACGUGGCCUGUGCCAAGCAGGAUUUUAUUCUCUUCCAAGGCUCACAGAGGUGUCCCGUAGCCUUUGUGCCUUCAUAGUGCAGAAAACAGUGGACGGAAAUUAGGGCCCUUAUGUUCUUUUAGUACUUCCUUCUGAAAAGCAGUUUAGUUGGUGCAGGCAAGAGGAGAAAGGAGAUAGCACAGUAGAGCUCAGUCCUAGUGGCUACUACUCUUCAUCAAGCUGGCCCAGGCUUGUUCGUACUGACCACAGCCUAACAAAAGCAUGACUAUGCUUCCAUUCAAACACUGAAAAAACCUGCAUCAGCCUAUGGGGUGUUCCAGGUGCUUCAACAAAGUGAGGUGGUUCAGUUUCCCCUAGAAUAGACCCGGACUGCAACAAUCCCCAUCUGGUCUUACAGCCCACAGCUAAGAUCUCAGCAUUGCAUAGUGCUCAGGACACUGGAGAUGGUACCCAGUGAGCCGUAAGACAAAAUGCUGACAGAAUGUGUUUAGUAUAAAGCAUAUUGCACUUGUAGCCCUCAACGCAUAUAACAAACUCAAGAGGUCAAAAUCCAUUCCAGCCUUUGCUCACAGACUAUUUUUUAAACAGCAGUUUUGGAGUGAAACUGCAAAAAAAUUUAGUUGUUUUCAUGCCAUGGAUAGAGGGAAGCGUGUGUUAUCUUACAGCUCUUGAAACAAAUCCUUUUUUUUGUUUUUUAAAUAAAAUCAAGGCAUAACUUUGGGGGUCAGUUAUCCUGAGGAGUCACUGGAGAUGCAUGGGGAGGACUUUAUCUGGUGGAUUUGUACAGAAAUAGCUGGUGAGAAGUUGCACUUCUUAACUCCUCUUUCAUCAUGAUGGUCCAUGACCUUAUCGUGCCUAUGAUAAUACAUCUUACAAUGCACCUAACUGGCUCUUGGUACAGUCUUCAGCAAGAGGGACACCACUGUCAGGCAAAGAAGGGACUCCCAGACAGUCUGGACUUGAGUGAGCAGUUGAUAUAACCACAUGUGAGAAACUGUGGAACUGGAAAAAGUAGUAAUUGGUGAAAGCAUUGUGAGGACCUAGGGAGACAGAGCAGUGAGUAACACUGAGAAGGAUCAGUUGCAAGAAGGUGGCCUCCCAACCCCUUCACGCUCUCCAGCCUGUGGGACCGAGUCCUGACUGAUUUUUGGUGCAUUGUGAGCAUGCCACACACAGGAAGAGAAGAGCAAAUGUUACCUGACUGUCAGGAACGGGGGGGACUCCCCGGAGCUGCUCCCAGUUGCGUGUUGUUUGGCCAAGCUGGAUUUAAGAGGUGCGUCUCCUCUCCUAGAUACUCAUCUAUAACUUAACAUAGAUUUGCCCCUCCUACCCUGAUCCUGCUGGGAAAGACCGUGGGAAGACCGUGAAUAUCUGGCAAACGCUGCUGCCCUGGAAGAAAGAAAAACUUGAAUGUCUUGAAGUUGCCACCCGGGAAGGACACCAUCUUCCUGAGUUCAGGGACUUCUCUGAGCUCCUAAAAGCCAAUGGUGGAACUGGGCCUUUGUGGCAUGGCCACAAAUUCCCUUUGCUUGUUAAAAGACGACAUCUGGCUAGUUACUGCGUGGAGGCUGUCUGUACUCAAUAGCAUAUGAGCGAUGGGAUUUACUGCGGAUGUUAUAUGUCUCUGAUCCUUCUAGUAACAUUGUCCCCUCCUUAAUCAGGCCAUAUAUUAAGGACACUAAACGAUUCAGCUGUUUCUGGCUUUCAGAGCUGCCCAGCCUUUCUAGUCUGAUCCAGAAGGGGAGAGGUGCAAGAAGCAAACUGCAUGUUCUCUGGGAAUUGCAUACGUCUGCACUAAACCCCAUGUGUCUACUCACCCCACCUAACCUCUAACAACCAGGUUUGGUGUGCCCUCAGCCAGCAAAGAGUGGCCAAGGAUGCCAGGACCGGAAAGCACCAGUUCAAUAGGUGCUCUGUGCAGCGGAGAGCCUUUUGUCUCGGUGCUUUUGGAAGUGGUUGACCUGAGCGCUGUUCUCACCCCAAAGCCAUAUGCAAGCGGACAGCACAAUGUGCUGGUCUCCUUCAAGUGACUUAAGCAGCUCCUGCCCCAUGAAGUAGUUGGCCGUGAUGCCAAGCACUGCAGGACGGCCCAGUCUUCCCCUGAGUUUCCUUUGCACAGCAAUGGGGUAAGAGCUGGGCUACGGCCGCUUCCCAUGUCUCAGCUGAAGGGCAGCAGCUCCUUAAACCUCUUGAAUGCGGUCACACACAUUCAUCCACCCAAGAUCGCAGGGAAGGCCUCCGUAAGGUUGUAUAAAUGUGCCAUGCAGUAAGCAGAGGGGCGCUAUUUUAGCUGCGUUUGGUACUCACGUUGAGGAAACUCAAGGUGUGAAUAUUUCACUUUUAAUAAACCACUGCCUCCACUGUCAGUUACGUUUAAGCAGCUCUAGGAAGUAAUAGCUCAGAUUCAGCAGUUCAGCUUCUGUUCUUUGCAUGUGUGGAUAUAACAACACAUGCACGCGGGGAGGCACCUCUGUCUAUCACCCCUUGCAUCCUUAGGUACCCAUUCCUCAAGUGCAGAGCUUGUGCAUGUUAACCACAAAACCACAACGUUAUGCAUGUUUCUUUACUAUGAUGGUUUUAAUACAAUUAAAUGAUAUAGUCUUUCAGCAGGUGCAGAACAGAAUAAAGUACUUCACGCAUC